Molecule: messenger RNA, 663 nt
Organism: Malurus melanocephalus (red-backed fairy wren)
Lineage: Eukaryota; Metazoa; Chordata; Aves; Passeriformes; Maluridae
Product: chymotrypsinogen 2-like
Exons: 5
Biological process (GO): proteolysis
Molecular function (GO): serine-type endopeptidase activity
Source: RefSeq, a predicted model, not a curated record
CAGCGCUACAACGGCUUCCACUUCUGCGGCGGCUCCCUGAUCAGUGAGACCUGGGUGGUCACCGCUGCCCACUGCGGCGUCAGGAAAACCGACACCGUGGUGGUGGGCGCCUACGACCAGAGCGCACCCGGCCCCGAGCAGCAGAAGCUGAAAAUCGAGAAGGUCUUCAAGAACCCCAAGUUCAACAUGCUGACCAUCCACGACGACAUCACCCUGAUCAAACUGGCCACUCCGGCGCAGUUUUCGGACCGUGUGUCCCCCGUCUGCCUGCCCAAGGCCACUGAUGAGUUCCCCGGGGGAAUGACCUGUGUCACCACCGGCUGGGGGCUCACUGACUCCAGCGCCUCGCAGACCCCGGCGGUGCUGCAGCAGGUGGCUCUGCCCCUGCUCACCAACCCCCAGUGCAAGGAGUUCUGGGGCUUCCGCAUCCGCGAGGUGAUGGUGUGUGCCGGYGCCGACGGAGCCUCCUCCUGCAUGGGCGACUCCGGGGGCCCGCUGGUGUGCCAGAAGGACGGCGCCUGGAACCUGGUGGGCAUCGUCUCCUGGGGCAGCAGCACCUGCGACACCAACACUCCCGGCGUGUACGCCCGCGUCACCAAGCUCCGCGACUGGAUCGACUCCAUCCUGGAGGCCAACUGAGGCCAGCAAUAAACGCUGCCACCC